UAACAACAAUAACAGCAGUAACAACAGUAACAACAGUGACAGUGACAGUGACAGUGACAGUAGCAGUUGCAGUAGCAGUAAUAAAAGUAGUCGUAUAAGUGAAUCAAACAGUAGCGCUAUGAUUGUACCCGUAGCGAAAGAACAAGAAAAGCACGUCCCUACGGCUACUAGUAACACAGCAGCAACUGUGACGACAUCUUCAACGACUAGUACGACUAAUACGACACCAGCAACCGUUACAACAAUGACAGAUGAUAGCGUCGCCACCACCACCACCACUGCCAAUGGUACUACUGCUAUUGCUGCUGAUAUCACCACAAAUAAUUAUAAUCAUAGCAAUGACAAGGAGAAUACUCCAGCAGCAGAUUCUGUGGCAACAGCAAAGUUUCUAAAUUCGAUAAAAAAUGAAUUUUGGAAUUGUCAAGAUGUGUAUGAUUCAUUUGUGGAUAUCAUGCGGGCCGCUCGCACACAAAAUAUACCACUUUCCGAAACUGUGAGCCGUGUCCAAAAGGUUUUACAUGGAAAACAUCAGCUUAUCGAGGCAUUCAAUCGCUUGUUGCCUGCGGAUCAGCACAUCAUUGAUGUAUCGGGUGAAGAUGCUCAACAGCGAGGGCAAUCAUCAAGCCCAUCAGGAACCCCCGGACCCGCACCUAUUAUAUCAGCUUUUCACUUUAUAAGCUUGGUUAAGACUCGUUAUGCUGAGAAAUCCGAAGUGUACCAAAAAUUCACACAGUUAUUGGAAUCGUAUAGCUGUAAAAAAAUCAGUCUUGGAAUGAUACAUGAUGAAGUACGCAGCCUUUUUGCCAACGAUUCACAGUUACUGGCGGAAUUCAAUAAGUUCAUGCCGCUUCCGGCUCAGUCCGUCGCACUAGGACGACGGCUAUCUAACGACAGAGAGUCUGUCGCAAGUCAGCAUUCAAAAAAACACAAAGUAUAUCGAGGUGAUAAAAAGAUACCAGUAGGAUGGGAACACAGUCCGCUGUUUGCUCGUAUCAAAAAGUUACUGGGAAACGACACUACCUAUAGCGACUUUGUAAAGCUCGUUGGUUUAUUUAACCAAGGCGCUUUGGAUCUUGGAACGACUGUUCGUGUAUCCUCUGAAUAUCUUAAAAGCGAUGUCGAGUUGCUAAAAGAAUUCAAGGCACUCGUAGGCUAUAUGGAACUUUCGGAAAUCUCGGAACUUAAAUCAAUGCAUGAUGCAGGACAUGGGAGCACGAAUGACAAAACAAGCGUAUCUGAUGAACACCCAUUAAGCUCAGUGCGUGGAUCUGUUGAACCGAUACAUCGGGAACCACGUAUGCGCCAAUCCAGCGUCAAUACGCAAAAGAGCGAUCGAUCAAAAUCAGCAUCAGUAUCAGCCUCUUCAACACGAAGGAUUACAUUGUAUGACCUCGCCACCCGCCGUGGAUCUGGAAAGAGUACAGGUGUACUCUUCGACGAUGAUAUACAAUGUUCGAGUAGCCUUAGUGGAAACAACGUAUACUCUGAAUAUGGGCCUGGUCCAAGUUAUCGAAGAAUUCCUAGAUCCUCACAAAAAUCAAAAUGCUCAGGCAGAGACUCUCUUUGCAGCGACGCACUUAACGACGAAUACGCUUCACAUCCGAUAUGGGCAAGCGAGGAAAACGGGUUCAUCACUUCCAAGAAGAAUAUAUACGAAGAAGCAUUACAUCGUGCAGAGGAUGAGCGCUAUUUUGAGGACCGAUGUAUCGAUUCUGGUGUAAGCACGAUCGGUCUGUUGCAACUGAUACAAGAUACCUUGAAUUCGCUUUCUGCCUCGCAGCUUUCUAGCUAUCGUCCGCCCAAGUAUUUGGGCGGUGGAACAGAAAUGGUUUACAAGCCUGCUUUGACCAAGAUAUACGACAAGAAACAAGUGAAUGAAAUCAUUCAUAUGCUUCAUAACAGUCCAGCGCAAACAGUUCCGACUGUGUUGAAGAAAUUGACGUCAAAAGUCGAAGAAUGGAAACAGAAAAAGAUUCAGGCAGAUAAAAAUCGAAAAACGAGCGAGAUCGAAAACUUUUAUAAAGCGCUGGACAAUCGUUCCAACACGUUCAAACAAGUUGAUAAGAAGGGUCUAUCAAUCAAGUCAUUGGUAUCCGAAAUCGAAGCCUUGAGCUUUGAACAGCAUGAUAACGACACUAAGCACAACAGAAACAGCCAAGCGCAAUUGUGUUACGACUUUAAAGAUCUGGAUAUUAUCAAUGAUGUCAUUCGGCUUAUCGAAGUCUUUAACAAAAACCGUGUAAUAUACAGCCCUGCAGUGACCGAAACAAAGGAGCAAUUUUUCUCGACGUUCUUCCUCCCGAUUAUGAAAGUCGAGGGAUUUGAACCGUUGCUUAGUGAAGAUCCAAACCUCCUGCCUUGUACUGGUGAUGGUGUUUUUGUCAAUGACAACCUGUAUUGCUUUUUCCGGAUAUUCCAGAUCAUCUAUUACCGACUCGAGAUGGCUAAAACCAUAUCUCAGCAAUACAGUGUGCACCCCAAAAAGACAAAGCAUAAAAACUGCGCACAAAUUGACAUUACUAUCAACAAAGUGCGAUAUCACGGAGUCGAACUAGACUUUCGAAAUGGUUGUUAUGCUAUGAUGUUGACCCUGAUUGAACGGCUAUUGAAAGGCGAAAUAGAUCAAGGCACCUAUGAAGCUUGUGCACGGUACAUGUUUGGUCUCAAAGCCUACAUGUUAUUCACCUUAGACAAGGUCCUCUCGUCUCUUUCCCAUCAACUGUAUAUGGUUGUUACCGAACCGGAUUGUCGCAGUUACUUUGACUUGUACGUGCAAGAAGACACCCGAGUUCCUGAAGAAAAUCUGUCAUCAUUACAGCUUUACAGAUUGAAAGCUGAGUCCUUACGGAAGGGCAAUGAAAGUCAAUACAUGAUCGUAUCCACGCUCGGUGCUGCUGGCGGUACUACGCUUUCGAUAUCAUUACUUGUAACAGAGGAAGACGACAAAGAAUAUGAAGAUUAUAAGGCUUAUGUCGCAGAAUUUACGGAUUGGGAGAAGGAUGGUCCGAGUGUGGAUAGAACAAAGAUGAAUAUGCCGUUUUUGCUACGCAAUGCAAGGAGAGUCGGUCACACGCGACGGAAUAUGGAUUGCAUUCUUGAAUCUGGGCAUGAGUACAAGAUCUGUCAAAAUACCUACAAAAUAUUUCAUGUCAUUGGAAAAGAAGAUUAUCUACGAGUCCAUCGAUAGCCCAUCAUUCCUUAGUCUUUAUCAACCCCAAUCACUCCUGCUCCUUAUCCUUUCUUUAGUAAAAAUAUACACCUAUUAUGACCUACCACAUCUAUACUCGAACUACUCUGUUCAACUUGUCACUCUAGUCCCAAUACACAUCGUAUGUUUCCAUACAAAAAGAAUCGAUGCCAGUUUGUGGUUUUGUAUAAACAGUUGAACUGCUCUUUUCCUACAAUACUACAGAGCUUUUUCAAUAUCGCUCAAACAAAUGCUCAUAAAAGGCAACGUGACUAGCAAAUACCAGAGUGUAUAGAGGAAGCAAGACAGGUUGGCAGCUGU
Zychaea mexicana is the source of this 3508-nucleotide messenger RNA. RefSeq lists its product as uncharacterized. Bases 119 to 3187 code for a protein of 1022 amino acids. Gene Ontology annotation, cellular component: Sin3-type complex; chromatin. Gene Ontology annotation, biological process: negative regulation of transcription by RNA polymerase II. Gene Ontology annotation, molecular function: transcription corepressor activity. The transcript has 16 exons. The record is from RefSeq and is a predicted model, not a curated record. NCBI's taxonomy places the organism in Eukaryota, Fungi, Mucoromycota, Mucoromycetes, Mucorales, Lichtheimiaceae.